GCAACAACAACCACAACUGAGUCACCCACAACAACCACAACUGAAGCCACAACAACCACAACUGAGUCACCCAUAUCGACCACAACUCAGUCACCCACAACUUCCACAACUGAAGUCACAACAACCACAACUGAGUCACCCACAACAACUACAACUGAGGCAACAACAACCACGACUGAGGCCACAAAAACCACAGCUGAAGAAACCACAACUGAGUCACCCACAACAACCACAACUGAAGCCGCAACGACCACAACUGAUUCACCCACAACAACCACAAUUGAGGCAAAGACCACAACAGCUGAGGCCACAACAACAACGACUGAGUCACCCACAACGACCACAACUGAGUUACCCACAUCGACCACAACUGAGUCACCCACAACUACCACAACUGAGGUCACAACAACCACAAAUGAGUCACCCACAACAACCACAAUUGAGGCAACAACGACAUCUGAAGCCACAACAUCCACAACUGAGUCACCCACAACAACCACAACUGAGGCAACAACAACCACGACUGAGGCCACAAAAACCACAGCUGAAGCAACCACAACUGAGUCACCCACAACAACCACAAUUGAGGCAACGACAACCACGACUGAGGCCACAAAAACCACAGCUGACGAAACCAAAACUGAGACACCCACAACAACCACGACUGAAACCACAACGACGACAACUGAGUCACCCACAACAACCACAAUUGAGGCAACAACAACCACAGCUGAGGCAACAACAAAAACAGCUGAAACCACAACGACCACAACUGAGGCCACAACAACCACAACUGAGUCACCCACAACAACCACAACUGAGUCAACAACAACCCCAACUGAGGUAACAACAACCACAGCUGAAGCAACAACAACCACAAAUGAGUCACCCACAACAACCACAAUUGAGGCAACAACGACAGCUGAAGCCACAACAACCACAACUGAGUCACCCACAACAACCACAACUGAGGCAACAACAACCACAGCUGAGGCAACAACAACAACAGCUGAAACCACAACGACCACAACUGAGGCCACAACAACCACAACUGAGUCACCCACAACAACCACAACUGAGUCACCCACAACAACCACAACUGAGGCAACAACAACCACGACUGAGGCCACAAAAACCACAGCUGAAGAAACCACAACUGAGACACCCACAACAACCACAACUGAAGCCACAACGACGACAACUGGGUCACCCACAACAACCACAACUGAGUCAACAACAACCCCAAUUGAGGUCACAACAACCACAGCUGAAGCAACAACAACCACAACUGAGUCACCCACAACAACCACAACUGAAGCCACAACAACCACAAAUGAGUCACCCACAACAACCACAAUUGAGGCAACAACGACAGCUGAAGCCACAACAACCACAACUGAGUCACCCACAACGACCACAACUGAGGUCACAACAACCACAACUGAGUCACCCACAACAACCACAAUUAAGGCCACAACAACAACAGCUGAAGCCACAACAAACACAACUGAGUCACCCACAACAACCACAACUGAGGCAACAACAACCACGACUGAGGCCAGAAAAACCACAGCUGAAGAAACCACAACUGAGACACCCACAACAACCACAACUGAAGCCACAAUGACGACAACUGAGUCACCCACAACAACCACAAUUGAGGCAACAACAACCACAGCUGAGGCAACAACAACAACAGCUGAAACCACAACGACCACAACUGAGGCCACAACAACCACAACUGAGUCACCCACAACAACCACAACUGAGUCACCCACAACAACC
Betta splendens (Siamese fighting fish) is the source of this 1785-nucleotide messenger RNA. RefSeq names its product mucin-5AC-like. The annotation marks the transcript as partial. The record is from RefSeq and is a predicted model, not a curated record. The transcript has a single exon. NCBI's taxonomy places the organism in Eukaryota, Metazoa, Chordata, Actinopteri, Anabantiformes, Osphronemidae.